This is a messenger RNA of Laccaria bicolor S238N-H82, 183 nucleotides long. RefSeq lists its product as uncharacterized. The transcript has a single exon. NCBI's taxonomy places the organism in Eukaryota, Fungi, Basidiomycota, Agaricomycetes, Agaricales, Hydnangiaceae. The record is from RefSeq and is a predicted model, not a curated record. The coding region runs from base 1 to 183 and encodes 60 amino acids.
AUGUUGUAUAGCAGCGACAGCGAGGGAUGGAAGAAGGAGCGAGCGUGGAUCGUAAGGAUGCUUGCUGAUAGAAUGGUUGGGACGGGUUAUUGGAGGGUGUUGAGGAGAAGGCAUGGGUGGGAUUUGCUUGCUAGAUUGUGGCAGCGUGAGGACGAUGCCGGGACGAGGUUGGGGAUACUUUAG